Messenger RNA from Nerophis lumbriciformis (worm pipefish), 1176 nucleotides. Lineage: Eukaryota; Metazoa; Chordata; Actinopteri; Syngnathiformes; Syngnathidae. The record is from RefSeq and is a predicted model, not a curated record.
CAGGCGGGGGCCUCGUCCAUGUGGGCGUCAUGCUGCGGGCUGCUGAACGAGGUGAUGGGCACGGGUACUGUGCGGGCACAGCAGCCCGGUUUCGGGGCUGGAGCCACGCCUUUCCGCUUUGCCCCCGGCGCGGGGUACUCCACGUACCCGCCAGCCAGCUCGGGGAGCGCUGGGCAGCUGUGCAAGGCCUGCGGGCUGGCCUUCUCAGUCUUCAGACGCAAGCAUGUGUGCUGCGACUGCAAGAAGAGCUUCUGCGCGCUGUGCUCGGUGCUGCAGGAGAACUUGCGCUGCUGCGCCACCUGCCACCUGUUACGGGGCACCGCCUUCCAGAGGCCACGCCUCAUGCAGCUUCGCGUCAAGGACCUGCGGCAGUACCUGCUGCUCCGCAACAUCCCCACCGACACCUGCAGGGAGAAGGAGGACCUGGUGGACCUGGUGCUGUGCCACCGGGGUACCAGAGAGGCCCCGCGACCUGUCAUGGUGGUGCAGGAGGAGGAGGAGGAAGAAGAGGAAGAGGAGGGGGAUGGAGACACGCCCGAGGAACACGAGGAGGAAGAUGACCAAGAUGAUUCAGACGGUCUCCACUCACUGGCCGCCUCGCCGUCCUCCCCCGCCGGCUCGGCUUCGGAACAUUCGCUCGGGUCCGCCUCUCAGGGAGUUGUGCUCAGCCCCAGUGACAGCUCAGGGACUCCUAGCCAGGAGCAAGAUGACACGCCCACAGUGUCGCUGGUUAAUCUGGAGCAGACGGAAAAUGCGGUGGAGGCCAGUCCGGCGGCAACGGGGAGGAGAGUCCGCGCGUCGCUGUCCGACUUGGACGACGAAGACGCCAUCGAGAGGUUGUCGGUGCGCCAGCUGAAGGAAAUCCUGGCCAGGAAUUUCGUCAACUACUCGGGCUGCUGCGAGAAGUGGGAGCUGCUGGAACGCGUGCAUCGCCUUUACAGAGAAAACCAGAACAACAGAAAGUCCAUGGAAAACGUGAACAUUACAGCAGACGGCGUGAAAGCCCAACUGGCCUCCGACGACAAUUUGUGUCGCAUCUGCAUGGACGCCAUCAUCGACUGUGUGCUGCUAGAGUGCGGACACAUGGUGACGUGCACUAAAUGCGGCAAGAGGAUGAACGAGUGCCCCAUCUGUCGGCAGUACGUGGUACGCGCCGUGCACGUCUUCAAGUCAUAG